Molecule: messenger RNA, 3405 nt
Organism: Zingiber officinale
Lineage: Eukaryota; Viridiplantae; Streptophyta; Magnoliopsida; Zingiberales; Zingiberaceae
Product: alanine--tRNA ligase-like
Exons: 21
Coding region: 88-3021 (977 amino acids)
Biological process (GO): tRNA modification; alanyl-tRNA aminoacylation
Cellular component (GO): mitochondrion; cytoplasm; chloroplast
Molecular function (GO): nucleic acid binding; aminoacyl-tRNA deacylase activity; amino acid binding
Source: RefSeq, a predicted model, not a curated record
UCUGGUCAUCGUUUUCUCCGCCAUUCGCCGGCAGGGUUAGGUUUCUGCCUUCUCAGCCGCCGGUGCGAAUCCGAGCCUGCGGCGAAGAUGGCCGACGAUGCGACUCCGGUCGAGUGGCCAGCGAGUAAGGUGAGGGAAACCUUCAUCCGGUUCUUCGAGAGCAAGGAGCACGUCGAGUGGGGGUCGAGCCCCGUGGUUCCACUCGACGACCCGACACUCCUCUUCGCCAACGCGGGGAUGAACCAGUUCAAGCCGAUUUUUCUCGGGACCGUGAACCCCGGGACGCCGCUUGGGCGGCUCAAGCGGGCGUGCAACACCCAGAAGUGCAUCCGCGCCGGGGGUAAGCAUAACGACCUCGACGAUGUUGGGAAGGACACGUACCACCAUACGUUCUUCGAGAUGCUGGGAAACUGGUCCUUUGGUGAUUACUUUAAGGUCGAGGCCAUCACUUGGGCAUGGGAGCUUCUCACUCAGGUGUAUAAACUGCCUAAAGACAGGAUCUAUGCAACUUAUUUUGGUGGGGAUGAGAAGUUAGGCCUGCCACCAGAUACUGAAGCUCAAGAUAUAUGGCUAAAAUUUUUGGCACCUGGGCGAGUCCUGCCUUUUGGCUGCAAGGACAAUUUCUGGGAGAUGGGUGAUACUGGCCCUUGUGGACCAUGCACAGAAAUUCAUUUUGAUCGCCUUGGCAAUCGUGAUGCGGCUUCGUUAGUCAACAAUGAUGAUCCUACUUGCAUUGAGAUAUGGAAUCUUGUAUUUAUUCAGUUCAAUAGGGAAACUGAUGGCAGUUUAAGGCCUUUACCCGCCAAACAUGUUGAUACAGGGAUGGGUUUUGAAAGAUUGACUUCAAUUCUUCAGAAUAAAAUGAGCAACUAUGAUACUGAUGUAUUCUUGCCCAUAUUUGAUGCUAUUCGACAAUUAACAGGGGCUCAGCCUUACUCGGGUAAAAUUGGGGCAGAUGAUCAGGACAAAGUUGAUAUGGCGUACAGAGUAGUUGCUGAUCACAUUAGAACUCUUUCUUUUGCUAUUGCUGAUGGUUCACGUCCUGGUAAUGAAGGGAGGGAAUAUGUUCUUAGACGAAUUCUCCGGAGAGCUGUUCGUUAUGGUAGAGAAGUUUUGAAAGCACAAGAAGGAUUUUUUAGUGGUCUUGUAGGUGUUGUUGUUGGAGUGAUGGGUGAUGUAUUCCCAGAGCUUAGACAAUACGAAUGUAAGAUACAAGAAAUAAUUGCAGAAGAGGAAGCAAGUUUUGGAAGGACACUAGUGAAGGGAAUUGAGAAGUUUAAGAAGGCUGUGCUGGAUGUUCAAGGCAGUAAAAUAACCGGGCAGGAGGCAUUUAUUUUGUGGGACACCUACGGAUUUCCCAUGGAUUUAACUCAGCUGAUGGCAGAAGAAAGAGGACUGACUGUUGAUGUUGAAGGUUUCAAUAUUGCUAUGGAAGAAGCCAGGGAAAAGGCUAGAAGUGCUCGCAGCAAGAUAGCUGGUCAUUCCAUUGUGAUGGAUGCUGAUGCCAUUUCUGUGUUGCAUAAGAAUGGUGUGGGGACAACAGAUGAUAGCUACAAGUAUAUAUGGCACCAGGACCAUGAAAGUGUGGUUAAAGCUAUAUACACAGGUACUGAGUUCUUAGACUCAGCCCUUGAUCAAGUUGACAUUGGCAUUGUUUUGGAAAGUACAAGUUUUUAUGCCGAGCAAGGGGGUCAGAUAUAUGAUACUGGAUCGAUUGAAGGAUCAUUUGGAUCAUUUCACGUAAACAAUGUUCAAGUCUAUGGAGGCUUUGUCCUCCAUAUUGGAUCUUUUGCGGAAGGGGCUAAGACAUUGAUGGCUGGUGAUAAAGUAACAUGCAAGGUUGAUUACGACAGACGCACCUUGAUCGCUCCAAACCAUACAUGCACUCACAUGCUUAAUUUUGCUCUUCGUGAAGUGCUUGGGAACCAUGUCGAUCAAAAGGGUUCAAUAGUGCUUCCCGAGAAAUUAAGAUUUGAUUUUUCGCACGGAAAACCCGUUCAUCCCGAAGAGUUGAGAAAAAUCGAGUCAAUUGUUAAUCAGCAGAUAAAAGAUGAGAUAGAAGUAUAUGCAGGUGAAGCAGCCCUUGCUGCAGCAAAACGUAUAAACGGGUUGCGAGCUGUUUUUGGAGAAAUCUAUCCUGACCCGGUGAGGGUUGUCUCCAUUGGCCAUAAAGUGGAUGACAUGCUACAAGAUGCUGAUAAUCAAGAAUGGUUAUCCAUUUCCACAGAAUUUUGUGGAGGGACUCAUAUAUCUAACACUCGAGAUGCUAAAGCAUUUGCGCUUCUGUCCGAAGAGGGAAUUGCUAAGGGAAUCAGAAGAAUUAUAGCUGUCACAACUGCUCGCGCAUUCGAGGCACUAGACUUGGCUUCUUCUCUUGCUUCUGAAAUAGAUGAAGCAUGCAAAUCUGAAGGAAGUUUGCUCGAGAAGAAAGUUGCAUCCCUGAAAAGUAAGAUAGAUGCAGCUGCGAUUCCCGCAGCCAAAAAAGCAGAUCUCAGAGCUGAUGUUUCGCAAUUGGAGGUAAAUCCCACAUUACAAAAAGAUCAAAGACUAUCUUGUUCCCUAAAUUCAUCCUCUCUUUCUGCGCCUUAUCAGGAUCGAGUUAGAAAAGCAAAAAGGAAGACCGCUGAGGAAAACAUCAUGAACGCGGUCAAAACAGCAACAGAAGUUGCAAAUGCCGCCUCUUCAAGAGGAAAAACAUUUUGUAUCGUACAAGUCGAUGUAGGACUUGAUACUUCAGCAGUGAGGGAAGCUGUUCUGAAGGUUUUAGAACUACAGGGUUUAGCCGCAAUGGCAUUCAGCACUGAUGCGGAAUCAAACAAAGCUGUGGUUUGUGCCGGUGUGCCUGACAAUGGAUCAAAGGAUGGACUUGUGAUUGAAUGGCUAAAUGAAGUUAUGAAGCCCCUCAAAGGGAAGGGAGGCGGCGGGAAUAACGGUAUCGCACAGGGCCAGGGGAACGAUUCCUCCCGCCUUGAGGAAGCAAUGGACAUUGCAUCCAAGUUCGCUUCCUUGAAGCUACACUGAUACAUGCUGAAUUUAUAGAAGUUGUUGUCGCAAAGGAACUUUAAAGUGAUCCCAACAGAAGCUAUAUCUUCCUAAAAGCAUGGACAUUGUCAUUCAAAGUCGACAUUCAAAAUUAGCUGUUAAAUCACUGAUACUUCUGAUUGCAAAUCUCAUCAUAAUCCUUAGUUAAUUAUGUUCAAUCAUAGUGAUGGAGCUUCAACUAAUUAGUGACAAUGCUAUUUACUUCUGUUCAAAGUUACUCAUUUUAAAAGGCAUUCCGAGGAAGGGUCGGAUUAUAUUAGGGAUUAUAUUGAGUCUAUUAUAUACAGUCUUAUUUUAUAUUUUGUAAGAGACCGAUUUUACUAAACAAUUCAAGAGACUAACAUCCUUUGAUUGCGUGUCCAA